This is a messenger RNA of Cyclospora cayetanensis, 870 nucleotides long. RefSeq names its product suppressor protein SRP40. The record is from RefSeq and is a predicted model, not a curated record. The transcript has 2 exons. Lineage: Eukaryota; Apicomplexa; Conoidasida; Eucoccidiorida; Eimeriidae. Bases 1 to 870 code for a protein of 289 amino acids.
AUGGGCUUUGCAUACAUCUAUCUCGGCUGGGUGGCAACCGUAGCGCUCCUGUGUUCCAUCUCGUUCCCUGCACAACAUACCAUUGCCUUGUCUCUAAACUCCGGAAGCGAUGCAGCAGAGACCUCUGGAGGAGGUUCUGAUGAUGGCAGCAGUACCUCAGACCCCGGCGAAGGACCUUCCAGCAGCACUCACAAACGGGAACGAUCGGAGGGGGAAAGUAGUGAUGACGAGAAGGCCUCCCGGUCUAAGAAGAGGAAGAUGCUCAAAAAGAAGAUUAAAAAGGUUCCUGAGAAACUAAAAGGCAAGAAGAAACAAGCAGGGGGCUGGAACCCCGACGAUGAAACUGUUAGUAGUAGAAUGGAUGAGAUACAUCUUGCACCAUACUUCGUACUUCCCGAUGGAAGUCCAGAGACCACCGGGAGCUCUGCACCAUCCUUGCCUACUGGGGCCUCAGGUAGUAGCUCUGGUAUGCCAACUCAGGAGGCUGCUGUUGGCAGACACAAACAUUCUCCAAGCCCUCCUACUACUAGCCAGUCUGUUAUAGCCCCACCUAAGCCUCCUGAACCUACUCAGGGUGCACCAUACUUCGGGCCAUCAUCAAAGAAAACGCCUCUAGAAGUGUCGACCCCACUGGCCAUGCCUACAAGCCCGACUUCAAUUUCAGAGGGGGCUUCAUCGGACUCUAAGAUAGACUCAAGCAGUGGGAGUGACACAGAGACCAGUGAAAGCAGUGAUUCGGAGGGCACUUCACAAGGAGAUGCUUCACAAGCUCCAUCACCACAACGCCCCGGAUCUCCAUCAGGUAUCCAAAAGGGCCUAGUACCCGACCUCCUCCUUUUGCUUGCCCCUGCGUUGCCCUCGUCACGCUAA